AUGUCCGACAGCGACGUCAAUGUCGACGUCACCUCGACGGACAAUGAAAAGCGACCAACUCCUCCAGCCCGGGUCUAUGGCCUGGCUGCCCGAGUCGAUCCUACCGUUACCUUCGAGGAAUUUCGCUACUGGGCGAAGCUCCAGCGUGCAGAGGAACGAGAGGAGAACCUUCGAUAUAUCGAAGAACAGGGCCCUAUGACGCUAUCCAAGAUGAUCAAAAACCGAUUCUCCCACGGAAUCCACCAUGAGAGGAAGAAGAAGGAACAGAAGGAAGCAGCCAGACGGGAAGCGCUACAGGUCACUGCGGAGAGUAACGGCGAGCAGGAGCAAAACCCGAAACAGACCGCGCGUGAGGAGACGAUGACAGUGACGGAGGAGGAAUGGAAAACAGCCAGCAGGGCGCUCAAGACAGCGGGCUGGGGCAGCGUUUUCUAUCUGAUCACAACCGAUAUUCUGGGCUGGGAGACCACUGCGUUCGUGUUCUCCAGUGUAGGAUUCGGCCCCGGCGUGGCUCUGUACAUCAUCUUCGGUUGCUUCGCCGCCCUCAGCGGUUGGAUCUUGUGGAGAGUUUUCCUAGGAUUGGACUCGGCGCAGUAUCCAAUGGUUUCCUUUGGCGACACGUACUUUCGCGUUUACGGCAGGAAGGCACGGCACUUCAUCAACGUAGCACAGUCGCUCCAGCAAUUUAUGACGGUCGCAGUGCUUAUUCUGUCGAACGGUAUCAAGAUCGCCCAGCUGUCGAAAAGAGAGAUCUGCUUUAUCGUCUGCAUGAUCAUCUUCAUGGUAGCUGGCAUGAUGUUUGGCAGUAUUCGUAGCUUGCAGCACAUCGGAUGGUUUGCCAACGUGUCCGUCUGGGUUAACAUCAUCAGCUUCAUCAUCAUCAUGGUGGCAAGUGCCAACUUUGGCAUCGAUUACGCCGCCGUCACGCGGUCCACGCUAAUCAAAGAGAUCGGGCCCGUUCGGACGUUUGCAGGUCCUCCACCGGACCAAUACCAGCAGCAGGCGCACGGCUUCGCUGGCCAGUUCAACGGUGUCAACCAGAUGGUUUACAGUUACGGUGGUGCUCUCCUCUUUGUCGCUUUCAUGGCAGAAAUGCGCCAUCCGUGGGAUUUCUGGAAGGGCUUGCUCUGUGCCCAGGUCUUCAUCUGCCUGGUCUAUCUGUUCUUCGGAGCCUUUGUCUAUGGGCAUUACGGCCAGUACUCAGUGGCCAACCUCAAGAACGUCAUUCAACCCCGCGCACUUCAAAUCGUCUGCAACUCCCUGGGCCUGAUAACGGCCUCGAUCGCCUGUUUGAUGUACUUCAACGUCGGCAUGAAGACGGUCUAUAUUGAGGUCUUUCAGGAGGCCUUUAAAUUCCCACCGAUCACGACGCGCAAGGGACGAUGGAUGUGGUACGCCCUCGGUCCCGUGUACUGGGUCAUCGCGUUCCUCGUGUCGGCAUCGGUGCCGAACCUGAACGGUAUUUCUGGUCUCGUGGGCGCGCUGCUGAUCCUCAACUUCACGUACACGUUCCCGGCCUUCCUGUACAUCGGGUUCAGGUGUCAGACCGAUGCGGCGCUGCCAGGAGAGGGAUUCGACCCGGCGACGGGCGUGACGACGAGACUCGACGGAGGAUGGAGGCGAUGGCUGCGCGGCUACAAGAAGAGCUGGCCAAUCAACACGCUCAACCUCUUCUACGGCCUCGGUGGGCUCGUGUGCUCCGGGAUGGGGGCGUGGGCCGCUAUUGAAGGGCUGAAACAGGUGUUUGGGCCCGGUGGAACCGUUGCCACCUCAUUUGGGUGCGAGCCACCAGUGUAAACGGCCGAAACGCAGAGACGCUGGUACUAUUCAUCAUGGGACCGCCCACCCUGCUUGUUUGCUUUCCCCCCCCGCCCUUGGGUUUGAUGGAAAGGGAUGGGAAUAGUAGGCGGUUUUCAACGAGGUAAUUUGACGGUGGGUACCGAGAGUCUCCGUGCAAAAGAAAAGGCACACGAAAUGAGGAUUAUAUGCGUGUAGAAAGUGCUUUGACAUGAAAGGUACUAAUGAGAUAUACUGUUUGUGUACUCCGUA
Molecule: messenger RNA, 2049 nt
Organism: Coccidioides immitis RS
Lineage: Eukaryota; Fungi; Ascomycota; Eurotiomycetes; Onygenales; Onygenaceae
Product: amino acid transporter
Exons: 6
Coding region: 1-1797 (598 amino acids)
Biological process (GO): amino acid transmembrane transport
Cellular component (GO): vacuolar membrane
Molecular function (GO): amino acid transmembrane transporter activity
Source: RefSeq, a predicted model, not a curated record